AGGCAAGUCAAAGUGAAAUAGAUUGGAAGAUAAGACUAGAAUAAUAAAUACUUGCAAUGACACUAUAAAAGACAAAUGCCCGGUGAAAACGUCGCAGUUCCCUAGGGCCGGCACUACGGAUCUAAUCAUGUCCCAGGAAAGCAACAAUUCUACACCUACUUGGCUCACUCGGCCUUACGUUGAGGAAAAACUACGUUCAUAUUUUAAAAAUGACUCUCUUAAGCUGGAGAAACUGGACAUUAAGCCCGCACUUGGGAACGGGGAGAACUAUAGCAGUGUGAUAAACCGCAUCAAUGUGGAAUACACCACGAAGAACACAAUGUCCAAGGAAUCCACUAGGUUUCUGGCUAAGACCAUUUUCCCCGACAGAGAUCCGGCGGCGGAGGUGCUAAUGGACUAUGGGGUCUACACCCGGGAAAUGGACAUGUAUGAUCUGAUACUGCCCAAACUGGCGGAUCUGGUGCGGAAUGAGCUUGGCGACAGUCGGAAACUGUUUGCGGGCACCGUGAAAGUCGAUCGCGGCCGGAACUCCAUCAUCUUUGAGGACUUAUCCCUGGAGAAGUAUAGAGUCGCCGAUCGGCUCAAAAAAUUGGAUCUGGAGCACGCCCAACUGGUCCUGGAGAAAUUAGCCAAUUUCCAUGCAGCCGGAGCUGCCUUAGCCGAAAGGCAGCCGGGGAUCUUUGCGAAGAACUUCGAUGUUGGGUUUUUUAACCAACACACCCGGGGCUACGAGCCCAUUUUGAAGAAUCUUCUAAAGGCCCUGUCGCGCUCCCUGAAUCUGGAGCCCGAGCUCCGCCAGCGUUUUCAGGCGAAAAUCAAUCGUCUGGUGGAUAAUAUAAUGGACUAUGGCGAGCGAUCGACUUCCAUUGUUCCCGGCGACUUUUUGACCUUGGCGCAUGGGGAUCUCUGGACCACCAACAUUAUGUUCCAGUACGAUGGUGAAGGACAUCCAAUCAAUGCCAUCUUUAUCGAUUUUCAGUUCAGCGUGUGGAACUCUCCGGCAAUUGAUCUGCACUAUUUCCUUUCAACCGCGUUGCAGUCCCACAUCCGUUUGAAAGAUCAGCCUAAGCUUGUCCAGUUUUACUACUACAAACUGAAGGAUGCGCUAAAAGCAGUAAAAUAUUCGGGAAAAGUUCCCAGCUUAUUCGACUUUCAGCAGCAGUUCCGUAAAAGGUCCUUCUAUGCCACCUUUGCAUCACUGUGUUUCGAGCCUGUGAUGGCUUACGAUGGCAAGGAGGAGGCAUCCAUGGAACAGAUUAUGACGACUUCCGAAAAAGGAUUGCGUUUCCAGGAUGACAUUUAUCAAAGGGAGGAAAUCAGAAAAGAAAUGCAUUUUACCCUGCCAUUUCUGGAUCACUUGGGAUUACUAGACAUUAUGUAAAAUUAUAUUAAUAUUUUGAAUAAAAUCCAUUAAAAGUAUGGUCCAUUAUGUUGAAAAGGUCUAAUUGUGAAUAAAUGAAUAUAUUUAAAAUA
Molecule: messenger RNA, 1473 nt
Organism: Drosophila rhopaloa
Lineage: Eukaryota; Metazoa; Arthropoda; Insecta; Diptera; Drosophilidae
Exons: 2
Coding region: 128-1381 (417 amino acids)
Source: RefSeq, a predicted model, not a curated record